CCAUCUCAUCAGUGCGGCUCACGCGACGCUGACGCGCUGCUCCUGUUCCCGUAUGAAAGCACUCAUUUGAUAACAUGCACGCCGAAAAAAAUACGCGCUGCUCUUGCUCUGCUCACGCGUGCAGUGUGAACUAGGGGUUAGUGAUAGGCUACCUUCUUAACGGUCGCCUUGGACAAGCUAGUCAAACACUGCAACUAGUCAUGUAGCUAGUCGAACACUGCAACUAGUCAUGUAGCUAGUCAAACACUGAAACGGGUCUCAGGUGUAGCCAAGCUUCAGGAAUAUGGUUUCACAGCCAAAAGGCAGAAAAAGUGAAAAGCACUCUGGAGACAAAUACAAACAACAUUUUUGGUCUUUCGUGGUUCUUUUAUUUUGUUCUUUUUUCCCUGUUAAUUAUUAAGAGUUUCAGAAAACAUUGUUUGGUCUUAUAAGAUAAAUUAAAAAAUGCACUGAAAAGUUAUAGAUGGUUGAUUAUUUGUCUAGGUUCAUCCCGUUUGGCCCGAUUCAGUCCACCCGAGUGUGUAGAGACAGAAGCACCUGCAGGUGUCUGGGCUACCGAUAUGUGAACUUUGCCAACCGUUCAGAUGCCGAGCAUGCAACAAGCAUGCAACAGACAUUUUGAUGUUUGACCUCCUCAUGGGUCGGCCGAUGCGCAUCAUGUGGGCCGACCGAAACCCAGCGUUGAGGAUCACAGGUGUUGGCAACAUCUUCAUUCAGGGUCUGGCCAAGAACAUCACCAGCCUGACUCUACACGACACCUUCUCUCGUUUCGGCACCAUCUUAUCUUGCAAGGUGGUUGCUGAUGAGAAUGGCUCUAAGGGAUUUGGUUUCGUCCAUUAUGUGACGUACGAAGCCUCUGAACGAGCCAUUCAGACGCUCAACGGGAUGAUGCUGAACGAUCAGCUGGUGUCUAUUAGUCACUUCAGAUCGUUUCAGGAGCGUCAGUCAAACCCUGAGCGCGCCAUGAAGAACUACAAGAGUCUCUUCCCGGGGGUGCAUCUCUAUGUUAAUAAUCUGCCCUACAGCUGGACGGACCACCAGCUGCAUAGAGCGUUCUCCCCGUUUGGGACCGUCACCAAUGCAAAGGUGGUGAGGAACGGUGGCCGCAGCAAAGGGUUCGGCUUUGUGUGUUUUGCAAGCCGUGAAGCUGCAGCUCAAGCCAUUACAGCAAUGAACGGACGGGUCAUUGCCAACAGAUGGCUGAAUGUUGCCUUCUCGCGGGUCAAGGACCAGGAUACGUCUGUGUCGGACUGUGAAUCGCCCUCCGUGGUCACUCAGACGCUGCUUCCUUCUGGACGCUUUGGUUCCGUUGUUCCACAGGCGAAAACUGGUCAUCAGCGCACCAGACACCUUCAGCUUGAGUCCUGCUGUCGCCGGGAUGCAGCGUGUCUCCUGUCUAAGUGUGAGAGUCUUGUCUCGCUGGUCUCUCCACUGCUGUUAGACACGCUGGUGUCCCACACGCCAGUAGAUGCACUGCAGCGUGUGAACCAGGAGCUGUCAGAGCUGAAGUCUGAUCCGGUCAUUGAUGCUCCUGGAACAUCAGACACCUUCAGCGCUGUAACCUCUUUGCUGUCUGGAGACUUUGCUGUCGUUCCAAAGACUCAUAGCAAUGCCGCUCAACAGUUCUCCAGCUGUCUUGUGUUCAGUCGUCGCUGGUUUGCAGAUGUUGCUCUGCCUCAGUGUGAGAGUCUCGUCCUCCUGGUCUCUCCACUGCUGUCAGACACUUUUGACUCUGAGACGCCCCACAUGCUGACCGUUAACCAGGAUCAGUCAGAGAUGACGCCCGACCGAGCCACCGACGCUCCUGGACCAUCAGACGGCUGCAGUGAUGUUGCUGUGGUUCACGACAGGUUUGGCAACGGUUCGGGUGAGCUUAGACAUAUGAGCAGCCUCAAGGUAGGAGAAAUCUCUUGGUUUUAUAAGGAUUUGCACUCGGCACUGUUCUUCACAUUUAAGGUAAUCUUUCACAAAUAAAUGCGUGAGUUUGAAACAUCUUUAGUAAAACACACAAACUCUGUCCUCUUCUCAGGUGAUGGUGGUUAUGGAUGGUGUGUUUGUGUCAGUCCUCUGCUGCUCUUCUGAUGACACCGUGACUGUGAUCAUGAGGAUUCAAGAGGAUCUUCUCCUUUACAGUGAGUUUCUCCUCUUCAACACAGCUGACCAGAUUGUGACCUCUGACACGUCCAGCCCUCUCCUGGCCAUUCAGAGUGUUCACCCUGAGAGUGAGUCUUCCUCCGGCUCAGGUGAA
Messenger RNA from Triplophysa rosa, 2248 nucleotides. RefSeq names its product polyadenylate-binding protein 1-like. Gene Ontology annotation, molecular function: poly(A) binding; mRNA 3'-UTR binding; poly(U) RNA binding. The record is from RefSeq and is a predicted model, not a curated record. Bases 622 to 1974 code for a protein of 450 amino acids. The transcript is spliced from 13 exons. Gene Ontology annotation, cellular component: cytoplasmic stress granule; ribonucleoprotein complex; nucleus. NCBI's taxonomy places the organism in Eukaryota, Metazoa, Chordata, Actinopteri, Cypriniformes, Nemacheilidae.